This is a messenger RNA of Notothenia coriiceps (black rockcod), 791 nucleotides long. RefSeq names its product prolactin receptor-like. The transcript is spliced from 5 exons. NCBI's taxonomy places the organism in Eukaryota, Metazoa, Chordata, Actinopteri, Perciformes, Nototheniidae. Gene Ontology annotation, cellular component: signaling receptor complex; external side of plasma membrane. Gene Ontology annotation, biological process: cytokine-mediated signaling pathway. The annotation marks the transcript as partial. Gene Ontology annotation, molecular function: cytokine receptor activity; cytokine binding. The record is from RefSeq and is a predicted model, not a curated record.
CAGGACACCUCCUCCCCAAACUAAUUUCAUACCUGAGGUGCCGGACACACCGGUUGUCAGGUGUGAAGAGAUCGUCCAUGUAAUGUAAAACUGAAGAAGGCUUCUCGAUGUGUCAACACCAGUUUUAUGUUACAAAACCCGCCCUGAAGAGGUCAAAACAAGGCACGCAGCCAAGCCACGGGUUUAUAUCGCAUCAUUAACCGCUUGUUGGUAAUGUCACUUCCUGUUUCGGACCAAGCAGUGUGACGGUUUGUGCCAGGAUGAGGAGAGAUCUUCGGGGGGCACUGCUCCUGCUGCUGACUGCAGCUGUGCAGUCCAGCAGCAUGUCUGCACCAGGGGAACCGGUCCUGCUCAGCUGCAGGUCCCCAGAGAAGGAGACGUUCACCUGCUGGUGGGAGCCAGGCUCUGACGGGGGGCUGCCCACCACCCAUCACCUGUAUUACGAGAGAGAAAGAUUGGAGGGGACGUACGAGUGUCCGGACUAUCUGUCAGCUGGGAGGAACUCCUGCUUCUUUGACAAGAACCACACCUCCAUCUGGGUUGACUACUACCUGACUGUAAUGGCCUCCAAUGCCCUCGGGAAUGCCACUUCAGACCCCUUCAAGAUGGAUGUGAUGGAAAUCGUGAAGCCCGAUGUUCCUGGAAAUGUAACGCUGCGGGUAGAAGAGAGAGAGGCCAGUCCAUCUCUCCACGUCAGAUGGAUGCCUCCCUCUAACACAGACACCAAAUCCGGUUGGGUCACUAUCAAAUAUGAACUAAGGGUCAAAAAAGAUAACAGCAACAACUGGAAG